UCUUGGAAUACGAUCUGCACAACCACCUACACCAUCAUGUCAAGCAGUUGUUUAUGUACAACAACCAUUUUCACUAGCGUUACUGAGACUUUUUCGAUCGAAAUCUUAUGUUGUUCUAUUUAUUGGUUGUGGACUUGCAAUUGGAUGUUUUAAUACACUUUCAACAUUAGUUCAACAAAUGAUGUGUCCAUUUGGUUAUGAUAAUGUAACAGUUGGCUUUUGUUUGGGAUGGUUUAUUGGUGCUGGAAGUUUGGGUUCAUUGGUAUUUGGCUAUUUCGCGGAUAAAACAGGGAAAUUAGAGGAAAUCUCAAAAAUAUUAUAUGCUACAAGUUCAAUUGCUUAUAUUCUUCUUGUCUUGUUUAUUAUCAAUCAAGUAUGGAAAUAUUUUAUUUAUUUUGCAUUUGCUUUUGUUGGUUUUGUAUCAUUACCAUUAUCACCUAUAUCAAUGGAUUUAAGUCUUGAAUGUGUUUAUCCAAUACCAGAAGCAACUGCAACAGGAAUUAGUGUUAUGUCCAGUCAAAUUAUUGGAAUACUAAUGGUAGUUAUUUUUCCAAAAUUUGCUCGUCCGCUUAAUGCACAUCAAAUGUUAAUUGAGACUUGUUCAAAAGAUCUGAAAGAUGAUAUAGCAAUAUUAGAUUAUUCAACUAUUCAAUUUGAUUCACCAAAAGAUUUAGCUUCAUUUUCUCGAGUAUCUCGAUUAUUUUUAUCUGUAUCACGUGAUGAUCGUAUAUGGCAACGAUUAUGCUAUCGAUUAUAUAAUAUUAAACCAUCAUUAAAUGGAAUGAAACAAAGUUUUUAUGAUUUAUUUACAAAAACUCUUGUACCUUAUGGCCGAUAUCUUGGUUAUUGGAAAUCAAAUGAAAGAUAUUUUGGUGGUCUUACUGAUGUUACAUUAAAUAUAUUAGAUGGAACUAUUACAGGAGAAAAAUUAAGUGUAAUGAAUGCUUCAAAUAAUAUAGCUCAAUAUUAUUUUGAUGAUGAAGAUGAAGAAGCGAAUGAAUCAUUUUUAAAACCAGUUUUUAUACGAUCAAAAUUAUUUACUAUUGAUAGUUUAUCUCAUCAAAUCUAUUGUCAUCAAUACAAUCAGGCUCAUCAUGAAUUAUCUUGGAUAAAAACUUUUAAUAAAAAUCAACAAUAUUUCGGUUUAUCACAAGAAGCAUUACCCAGUAAUGAACGAUCAUUAUUAAUUACACAUGAUCAUGAUUUAACGGAAAUACCCGGAGAACGAGAUAUUUAUUUUACAAGACAUUGUUCCGAUGAUUCAACAAUUAUUUAUCAUCCUCUAUCAAUUCCACAAUCAACAACUGAUGCGAGUAAUCAUUCAUUAUCACGUUUAAAUGGUCUUUGGAUAGGAUCUUAUGGUGGUCAUGGUCUUGAAUUACUUCAUUUAGAAUUGUGUCAUGAUUUUACAUGUCCAACAACGGUUGAUGGAAUGUUAACAGAUGCAGAAAUUGUUCCAGAUGCUUUAAUUGCUAGAAAAAUUUCCGGAGAUCCGAAUGUACCACAUGGUAAAAUAACUUUUGCUGCUAUACAUCCUCUUGAAGGUGAAUCAGAUUCUCCUUUAUGUUAUGAAGGCAUUGGACAAAUUGCACAUACAGGUUAUGUUAAUCCACAAUUUAUCCGUACAAAAGUAACUAUAUUAUCGAAUGAUAUGUUAACCGUCACAUGGUAUGCUUUACAUCAUACCUCAUUGUUUAAAAGAUGUAUAUUUUGA
Molecule: messenger RNA, 1714 nt
Organism: Adineta steineri
Lineage: Eukaryota; Metazoa; Rotifera; Eurotatoria; Adinetida; Adinetidae
Source: the annotation of a GenBank genome assembly